Molecule: messenger RNA, 2482 nt
Organism: Neodiprion virginianus
Lineage: Eukaryota; Metazoa; Arthropoda; Insecta; Hymenoptera; Diprionidae
Gene: l(2)37Bb
Product: FAD-dependent oxidoreductase domain-containing protein 1
Exons: 7
Coding region: 594-2123 (509 amino acids)
Cellular component (GO): cytoplasm
Molecular function (GO): oxidoreductase activity
Source: RefSeq, a predicted model, not a curated record
AGCUUUGAUCUCAGCUGAUCUUCGGAGUGAAUCCAGUCCGUAAUCAUCUGUAACGGAUUCAUUGAUAUUGUACAUACUAAUAUCCAUGAAUGAAUCCCGUUGUUAACAAGUUGAGCUUGCAUGGAAAAAAAGAAGGGGAAGAGUUAUCGAUUGUCAUAUAUAUCAGUGAUAGUCGCCUAAAGUCAGCACUUCGGCAUUCACAAUCGGUCGCACUCAAGUCGCACGUUCUGACCAUCGAUUACGCCAUACCGGCAACAGGGUGACGAGGUUGAACGCAACAGUAAACCAGACUAUCUUAUCCCCUUACUGACAAAAGUACGGAGUAUGAAAUGUCAUCCUGGUAGACAAUUAGUGACCCGUGUCUAUCUUACAUGCAGUAAUAGCAGGGGCAGAAACGCCGAGAAAAGAUUGUGCUGUGCUAAUCUCGUAGCUCGAGAGGCAUCUUAGAUACGCAUACACAAUCAUAUGAAUAUUCGAAAGUGAAUUGUCUACAUAUAUAAAUUACUACUAGCUGGUAUGUAUGUACCAGUCAAGAUUCAGUUCCCUCGCCCGGCAUAUCUACUGGUAAAACGGUUGUAACCAGUUUUUUCAACAUGCUGCGCCGUGUGAUUAUAUCUAGAGCUAGCAGUCACAUUAAUCCGUUUUGCUGCCCACGCUUCUACCCACAGACUUCUAAUUUUCAUUCCACCAAGCAACUCAAGCAUGAUAGUAACAAACCUGACCCAGCAAACCCAAUUUCCCGCACCCUGGGAGCGCUCUCAUACGACUUCAGACAGCUCAAAAAACGCCUGACCAUGUCACAGGCAGAGCGUGAGCUUGAGGAUAACACGGAAGGUGAUGUUCCGUAUGAUUUCCCAAAGCAGUGCGACGUCAUUAUCAUUGGUGGAGGUGCGAUGGGCAGCUCUAUUGCUUACUGGCUUAGAAAACGCGCUCUUCAUGGUCUUCGUGUAGUUGUAAUUGAAAAAGAUCCCACAUACCAGAAAUGUUCCUCAGUUUUGUCCGCUGGAGGUCUUCGUCAGCAAUUCUCUUUGGAAGAAAAUAUUGAAAUGUCGCUGUACGGGGCAGAGUUCUUACGUAACAUGGGUGAAUACUUGAGUAUCGAAGGAGAGCCGCAGGUAGAUCCGCAAUUUCAUCCAUAUGGAUACUUAUUUUUGGCAUCUGAAGCAGGCGCCGAUACACUUAAGAGAAAUUCUGUACUGCAAAAUUCUCUGGGGGCGAAGAACUUGCUAUUGACCCCUGAAAAAUUGACACAAAAUUUUCCUUGGAUCAACACUGACGGUAUAGAGCUUGGCUGCUAUGGUCUACAAAACGAGGGUUGGUUUGAUCCAUGGACACUCCUUAGUGGCCUGAAAAACAAAGCUAUACACCUCGGAGCUGAAUACAUCGCAGCCGAAGCUGUAGGAUUUGAAUUCAAGCAAAACCCUAACAUAGAAGUAUCCGGCAUUCCUGCGGGCCAGUAUGUCGGACUGGACAAGCUAACAGUAAGAACCCAAUCUGGAGAAGAGAGGAGCAUCCAAUUUGCAAUAGCUAUCAUAGCUGCUGGGGCACACAGCAACGAUAUAGCGAGAAUGGCAAAAAUCGGGACUGGGCCUGGAAUGUUGAGCGUGCCAUUGCCUGUCGAGCCCAGGAAGAGGUAUGUCUAUUGCUUUCACUCCCCUGACGGCCCUGGACUCAACACGCCGCUGACGAUAGAUCCUACAGGAACGUACUUUAGGAGGGAAGGUUUGGCUGGCAAUUAUAUUUGCGGACGGUCUCCAGAACUGGUAGAUGAACCGGCGGUCGACAACCUCGAAGUCGACCUUGAAUACUUCGAUCAAAAAAUUUGGCCUAUAUUAGCGAAAAGAGUCGAGGCGUUUGGGAACUUGAAGGUAAAAAGUUCGUGGGCAGGUUUUUACGAGUACAAUAAAUUUGACGAAAACGGAAUCAUUGGCAUGCAUCCGUACUACCACAAUUUAUACCUGGCAACUGGAUUCAGUGGCCAUGGAAUUCAACACGCACCAGCUGUGGGUCGAGCUAUAUCAGAGCUCAUUAUAGAUGGUCGAUUUGUAACGAUAGACUUAACAAGGCUAGGUUUCGAUAGAAUAAUUACGUUAGAACCAAUGCUAGAAGCGAAUAUCGUCUGAAAGGCUAUCUAUAGAUAGAAAAAAACAAAGGAUAUGCUAUUCAAGUUGCAUUCAAUUUAUUGGUACAGAUUAAUAACAUGGUCAGAGGGUCUGCCAUACAUUCAUAUUUUAUCCAGUUUUAUCUCAGUGGAGAUGGAUAUGUACUGUUACAUAAGUAUGGUUACACAUACAAAAGCGGUUCGACAUGGUUAUCUGUCAGAGAGCAAUAUAGUACCACACUUGCACGAAAUUUUUACAUCUGCUCUUGAUACAAAAAUAAAAAAAAAAAACUUGAGACUAAUAGGUUAUCCAAAGUACCAAAUCUGAGUUUGCUGACAGGUGUCUCAUUUUAGAAAAUAAAGUAUCCUUUAAACAUAAAA